Setaria italica (foxtail millet) is the source of this 981-nucleotide messenger RNA. RefSeq lists its product as uncharacterized. Lineage: Eukaryota; Viridiplantae; Streptophyta; Magnoliopsida; Poales; Poaceae. The transcript has 2 exons. Bases 1 to 981 code for a protein of 326 amino acids. The record is from RefSeq and is a predicted model, not a curated record.
AUGGCACACAACCCCUCAUCCUCCUCCUCCAGUACCUCUGUUGUGCACCAUGACAUCAAUCCCUUCCACGUCGCCACCCCUAUGCCUGUUGCCGCUUCCACCGUUCAACUCAUCAACAUCCGCUCCCAUCAAGUCGUCUACGCCUUCCAGGACUUCCACAACCUUCACCAAGGGGACCUCUCCGUCGGUGAUUACUGCUGCCGCCUCAAGCGCCUGGCGGACAACCUCACCAAUGUCGGCCAUCCCAUCACCGAUCAAGACCUCGUCGUCAACACCAUGCACGGCCUCAGCUCCAAGUUCAACAACGCCCUCGGCGUCAUCGGUGCCAUGAACCCGAUUCCGUCGUUCCUGUGGGUGCACUCCUACCUUCUUCAAGAGGAGAGACGCAUGGAUCGUACCCACGAGAUGGAAGACGCCAACGCCCUCCUCGCCACAGGCUCGAACUCCUCCAGCACGGCGACUGCUUUUGUCGCCAUGGGCUCCUCCACCGAGGUACCCUUCAAGCCGCCCUCCUCGACGACGACCACACCACCGGCCUUCUCCCUCACCAAAGGCGGCAACGACCUCAAGAAGAGGCACAAACAGUCUGACGGCAAGAACCGCUCCAACGCUAGCCCCACACUGCCAAAUCUGACGGCGCCGCCUCAAGCUAAUUGGGGAUCGGUGUACAACCCUUGGACUGGUGUUGUCCAAGCUUGGCCGAUGCCGCCAGCCAACUGGCGUGGCCCCAACACCGGCAUUCUCGGCAACCGCCCGGGUGCUCCGUCGCAUGCCAUGAUGGUGUCCACCCCUGGACAGACCCAGCAAAUCAGCUUUGGUGCGCUGGCCAACCUCUUCAUCGAGCUCCAUGGCCAGUUGUUGUCCACCGCCACCUACAAUGGCAGUGGUGACUGGUUCCUCGACACCGGUGCAUCCACACACAUGGCUACACACCCUAGUUUUCCCCGUGCCUCCCCUUACCUCCUGAUUCAGCUUAUGUGA